ACGGUGAGUUUAGAAGGAGAUGAAGGCUCCAGUGUUGUCCAAAACUUCCUGUUUGGAUGAGAAAUCAGAGUUCAGCUCUUUCACCACUUUGCAGCACGUUUGACACCAAACUCGAGUUUAGAAACAAAACUGUCAGAGGGAUUAAGAAAUUAGCCAAGUGAUUUCUAACUGGACAAAAUCCAAGGACUCUGCAAAAUGCAAUUUUUUCUGCAGUUCAGUGUGGGUUUAAACCCGUGAAAUUAGAAUAAGUACCACAGUCAGCUUUAAGGAUGCCAUGCUGCAGCAAGAGGAGCUCGCAGUUGAUACCGUGGACUAAAGUUUGAUUCACUUUAAGGAGCACAGAGCACCUCAGAACCUCCAGUCUUCAGAUAUUGGCUUUGAAAGCGGCGCAGCCAAACACAUUUUCUAAAAGUCACCUCAAGACCGUUUCUCCCGUCGUCUCCUGGCCGUGCGUAAACACCGCGCGCAGCGCGUCCUGGCGCACUGUAACCGGGAAAUGCUUCCAGUCUCUGGCGUGUCCCUGCUGGUGUUGCGGGUCGGUGCUGAGCAGGAGAGGCGUCUCUGCAGCAGGGUCUGGACGAAAGAGCGUCCUUUAAAGCUCGGGCAGCAUCAAGCAGUGAGAUCACUGGCGUUAUAAAUAUCUCCGUGCCAGCCGAAACACUGCAGCUCCUGCAUGCCCACGAGCGCCGCGCGUCCUCAGGAGCUGCACAAAAUGCGCCAAGUGGGCUAGAGGGUCGUCUUUGUCGGAAGAUGAAUGUUGUUUUAUUUCUCCUGAUCGCUGCGCUCUCGAUCUGUGGAGGAGAGGACCUCUUGGAGGAGCGAGUCCGCUCAGGGCGCAGGACCUGCCGGCUGUACUGCAGGGUCGGCAUCGGCUUCCAUCUGCAGAUCCAUCCCGACGGCAGAGUGAACGGCAGCCAUGAGCCCAACCACCUGAGUGUCCUGCAGCUCGUUGCCAUUUCCCAGGGGGUCAUCGGUAUCAAAGGAGUCUACAGUAACAGAUUCCUGGCCAUGAAUAAGAGAGGAUGGCUGCACGCCACGGAAUGGUUCUCGGAUGACUGCAAGUUCAGAGAGCGUUUCCAGGAGAAUAGCUACAACACGUACGCCUCUGUGGUACACAGGAACCACAAGACCGGCCGCGAAUGGUUUGUGGCCCUCAACAAGAGAGGGAAGGCAAAAAUGGGCUCCAGCCCUCGAGUCAAAUCCCAACACAUCUCCACUCACUUCUUACCCAGGAUCAGCCUUCAUGACGAUCAGAUCGGCUUCUCGAUCACAGACAGGAGCAAAGAAAGGAGGAAAGCUCUCCCUAAAGCGCCACAGGCCAAGUCAGUCCGAGCCGGAACGGCUACGGGACGCACACAGGUCAAGUACUGGCCCAAGUACAGAUUUGGAUAGUUGUGUGGAUGAACGGACAAUAAUGCUGCAUUGUCAGUCAGAUCACUGUAAGGAUCUGUCAACAGGUUGGCAAAUACUGAGUUUUAGUGGUUAAAAUAACUGGGUCUGUGAUCUGCCCUGGAGAACUCUGAACCUACUUGGUGUCAGUGAUGGUGAGCUUGUUCUGGCCCAAUCUGACAGAAUCCGGCUGAGGCUAAUGCAGCUAACAUACACUGACAAACAGAUGGAUCUAUGCCACGUUUUCAUUUGGAGAAACAUAAUCAACAUAAAAAUGAUAAAGCCUCAGCCACAACUGCCCUCACGGGUGGAUCGGGGCUGUCUGCGGGGCAAAUGGCCCCUGUACGGGGCAAGCAGGAAACACCCAGGUGGUAGAGUGCUCCAUGAGCCCUCACAGAGAUCAUGAUCAUGCACAUUUGUUUCUAUGAAUUAUGGUAAACACUCAUGCAACACAUAAGGGUGAAGUAUGUGAGGCACAGAAAUUGUUUUAACCCCCCCCCCCCCAAUCCUGGGACCCGGUGAUGAGUAAAAGCUCCUCACAGUGCAGUCACAUUUGUAGAAAUUCGGCGGACAAUCAGUUGUGUGGACACCCUAUGGGCGUUACUAAUGACCAGAGCGUGACACAAGGACGCCGUACGAAAGCAUCACCCCUACAUCAUAAGCAUGUCACUUACUUUCUCCUUUGAAUACUUCAUUAAACACGCAUUAAACCACACGCGUGAUGAUGGUACGUUCCAUUUUCCUGGCGUUCCCUGAGGUGGCCGUACGAGCCUCGAGAGAAGUGCAAGACACACCUGUGCUCCCCUAAAGAUGCAGCUGCUCGUCUCCACGACCCGAACAGCCAGCAGCACGAGUUGACACCUGUGCAGGUGCAUGAGACCAAGGCUUAAGAUGGAAACAUCUGGGUGAAUACUCCAUUCUCAUUGGCUGCUGGGUGGGGAUUAAAAAGUGAUAACGCACACCUAAAAAAGCAUCAAUGUUGUGCAUCACUGCGCCAGCUUCUUUAAAGCAAACUUUAUCUUCAUCAUCUGGACAAAAACAAGCGGUUAGAGGAGAACUUUCUCUCUGAUCUGAUGCUUUAUCUAUCACAUCAUCAGCAUAGAUAUCACUUUCCUUUGCCCCUUUGGCUCAGCUGUUACCAUGACAACGCGUCACCACAUAUCAAAUAGUCCGCUUUUUGUGAAAAAGAGAUUUAAACUGAAUAAAUAGCAAGAAUAAAGAACUAAAAACUGACUGAAUAUGUUUUUCUUUUAUAAGUGACUAUGGUAUAAGAGGAACAACAGCCUUUGAGGUUAUCAGAAAUGAUUUGACUUCGCAGAAGCAACCUUCCAACGCAGGCUUCCACGGCGUGCCAUCAUUACUGAUAAUGGUCACCUCGUCUGGAAUUAUCCCAACUUAUUUUCAUAUCUUUGCUCUGUCUUCAGAACCAGCCUGAAUCCUGAAACACGUGUUAGGUUUUUGUUCAGAAGUGUUGCUCCAAAGUCGCCCUCAGCGACCUUUAAUGGUGGACUGGGAAGGAUGCCGUGCACAUCUACCGUGCACAUUUACCAUGCACAUCUACCGUGCACAUCUACCGUGCACAUCUACUGUGCACAUUUACCAUGCACAUCUACCGUGCACAUCUACCGUGCACAUCUACUGUGCACAUUUACCAUGCACAUCUACCGUGCACAUCUACCGUGCACAUCUACUGUGCACAUUUACCAUGCACAUCUGCUUUGGUUUGAGCAGCGAAAGGUUUUGCUGAACCACAAAAUGUUCAGUUCACGCAGGAGUUUCAUGGAAGUUAGCAGUUUCAUCUUUGUUUCCAGUUAGUAACGUUAAAGGAGGAAAUAUUUUCAGCAGA
Messenger RNA from Oryzias latipes (Japanese medaka), 3235 nucleotides. It is a transcript of the gene fgf5, whose product is annotated as fibroblast growth factor 5. Lineage: Eukaryota; Metazoa; Chordata; Actinopteri; Beloniformes; Adrianichthyidae. The record is from RefSeq and is a predicted model, not a curated record. Gene Ontology annotation, molecular function: growth factor activity.